AUGUCCCCUGGGAAGCUGGCAAUUAUUUUUGGGCUGGGAGUAGCUGCGGUGCUUAUAAUACAAAGUGGAGACCCGCUGGACUCCUGGUACCCGGUAUGGCGGGAAACCGGGCUGCUCGCACGCGCGGGGGUGUUCCUCAUCGCCGGGGCUUUCCUCUUCACCCUAGGCUGGCUACACGGGUUCCUCUUCGGUCCCCUGGAGUUGCUAAGGGGGCCGGAUGAUGUGGGAUACAUCGUCGAGAACGGUCGCUCGAAAUCCCAGGCUGCAAACGAGGUCCGCCGCAGAAGGAGAACCGGAGACCUGCCCCCGGUGUAUCCGAACGGCUGGUACCGAGUGCUGGACUCACACAUGCUGCCGAGGGGAGAGGUCAGGAGUAUCACGGUGCUAGGUGAGCAGGUGGCAGUGUUUCGGGGCCAGGAUGGGGAAGCCUACGUGGUGGAUGCCUACUGCCCUCACCUGGGUGCCAACCUGGCUGUGGGAGGACAGGUGGUGGGGAACUGCAUAGAGUGCCCGUUUCAUGGAUGGCAGUUUCGGGGAACGGAUGGCAAGUGUGUGAAGAUCCCCUACGCAGAAAAGGUGCCAGAGUUUGCCAAGGUGCGCAUCUGGCCCAGCUGUGAGCUCAACGGGCUGGUCCUGGUUUGGUUUCACUGCGAUGGAGAAGAUCCUCAGUGGCUGGUCCCGGAGCAGCAGGAAAUUACAACGGGAGAGUGGGUGUACCGCGGGAGAACUGAACACGCUAUCAACGCUCACAUACAAGAGAUUCCUGAGAACGCAGCAGACAUCGCUCACCUCGGUCACCUUCACACGCCGGCCAUUGUCAGCGGAGUAGAUCUGCGAUACACCAACAGCAAAACCUGGGAAUUCCUGCGGCAUGACUGGAAGGUUCAUUGGGAGCCAGAGGCAGAGCCCAACAAGCAUUGUUCUCAGAUGUUAGUGAAACAUGCUCUUACUGUCUUCGGAUGCACCUGGCCUCUUCUGGAUGUCAGUGUUUUGGCCAGACAGGUGGGUCCAGGAGUCGUGUUUCUGCUGAUUGAACACAGCUUCUUGGGCCGGGGCGUUAUCCUGCAGUGUGUGACUCCAGUGGAGCCUCUGCUGCAGAUUGUCACUCACACCAUCUUCUACCAGUCUAAUAUCCCUCCUCUGGUCCCCAAAUUCAUCCUCAAAGGAGAGUCCAUUCAGUUCGAGCGGGACGUAAUGAUCUGGAACAAUAAGAAGUACAUUUCCAAACCUCUCCUCGUGAAGGAGGACUCAGCCAUCCAGAAGCACAGGCGCUGGUUCAGUCAGUUCUACAGCGACAACAGCCCUCGGCUGCGACACCAGCGUGACACUUUGGACUUUUGAUCUCCCUGAAUCACAGGAGGAGAGAUCAGCGGAGAGAUGUCAGGUCAGACCAGGGUUGACAUCAAUCAGAGGUGUCAGGGGAGGAAGUCUUGGCUUGGAUGUUUUAACUGUCAUAUAUAAUAAAUGAAAGGAGGAUGGACCUGUUUCUGGGCUCUUCUGAAAGCCUGAACCUUAAAUUACCCUUCUUUCAGUCUUACUGAAGUUGCUUGUAUCGAUCUACAGCUUUAUACACAAGUGCCUACAGCUGUCAUGUCCCCUGGUUGGACUGGAAUGAAUAUAAUAUUAUUUAUAAUGUAAUAAGUGACUGAACCUACAAAGCAAGCAAUACUGAGAUCACCACUAUUGCCUCGUUUAUAACUUGUCAGAGCAAUUUUACUCUGCAACAUGUGAAUGAUUACCUUUACUGUGAUACAUGUAGUAACUGUAUUCUUCUUAAGUGACUUUCAAGCAGUUUUCUUCGAAUGUUUUAUAUGGGUUAAUAUAUAAACCUCUAUUUUGAGUUUAGGGGAAACUGCUGUCAUGUGAUUCGAUAUGUUUGUCUCUCACUUUGGCUUUAUCUUCUUCUGCCACAGGUAUAACGGCAGGUGUGUUUGUUGUUUAAUUGAUAUCUCAGGUUACUCAACAGUUGGCUGAUAGGGAUUAUUUAGAAAAAAGCUGUAUCGAAUGACAACUUUAAGGCUUUUCCUUCAACGUCGAUUCCUCAUCUCUCAUAACAAUCUUUAGGAUUUUGGGUCGUCAUGACCCAGUGGGAAUUAUGAGUUGGGGUGAAAAAUAGAUUAGCAGUACUGCUCCAUGGGUUGACUGUUCUUUCUGAGAAAUAAUUACAAUUACAAAGUUAAUUCAAACAUUAAAAGUGUUUCGCAAUUUGUAAAUGGAUUAAGCAAAAAAAAAAAACAUCAUUCUGAGUAAAGUUGAUAGAGGUGAAUUUUAUCCUCCUUUCCCAUAAAUCCGACAACAAUCACAGGUGACCCGAGCCUGAUGAGCUCAUUGCAACGUAACCCAAAUGUUACAAUUCAUUUUAUUUAUUAAACAAAAACACAUAUCGCACCAGAGCGGACAACACUGCAUCAUACGGACCUGGAUUUUCGUAAUUUUACUAAAACAACAUGAUGAUGCUUUAGAGAAGACUUGAAACAAGCGAUUGAGAUCAUGAACUCAUAGGGAAAAUGUUUACUGAGGUCAUAAAUCAAGUGAGAAAUCAGCAAAUUUUCUCAUAGACUUCUAUACUAUCUGAUUCGCCCCCUGCUGGACAUUAGAAGAACUGCAGGUUUCAUGCAAUUCACAUCUCACACCAUAAUGAUAUGAUAUUUUUAUAGCUGUUUCAGGGACUCAAAGUCAGUACAAACAAAUAUCAUCAACAGGCAUGGAUUGAUAGGGCGGGGGUACCUGCAAGUAUGUGCAAUAAUUUUACUCUAAAUGUUUUAUUUAUACGUGUGUCUUUUAUUGACAAAUGCACAAUGAAACCCUUUAUUUAAAAUGAGUGUAAAGCUAAACUCUGAUCAUUCAUGUUCCUCUUACCACACUGUUUGGGUAUUAUUCCAUGAUGUUUCCAUCACUGCUCUGGCAAGUCUACAUAUAAGACAUCAGUGUCUCUUUAUUUACUCCCAGCAAACACUGGUGACUCCGUCCUAGUGAUGACUGCAAUGCUUCAAGGCUUUAUUGAAUAAAACUAGUGUGCAAUAAUCUUCAGUUGCCAUGGGUGAUUGGGGCUGAUUAUGUUGGAUUGCUCGGCAUUACAUUUUAAAAUCCGAAAGAGAAGACGCAAUACAAAGCAAUGUAAAAAACCCUCACAGUACUUGAGGUUAAUGUCAGAUGAUCUAUGUUCCCUCUCAAUAUUAAGAUGUAUUUUUGUCACUGGCUGAUCUCUAUAUGUAUUGAUUAU
This is a messenger RNA of Eleginops maclovinus (Patagonian blennie), 3223 nucleotides long. RefSeq names its product cholesterol 7-desaturase nvd. Gene Ontology annotation, biological process: cholesterol metabolic process. The transcript has 7 exons. The coding region runs from base 1 to 1341 and encodes 446 amino acids. NCBI's taxonomy places the organism in Eukaryota, Metazoa, Chordata, Actinopteri, Perciformes, Eleginopidae. Gene Ontology annotation, molecular function: 2 iron, 2 sulfur cluster binding; oxidoreductase activity. The record is from RefSeq and is a predicted model, not a curated record.